AAGCUUCUUCCACUGGUACUCGGAUUUGACAUCCAUAGGACAUCAAUACUCGGGAUUCAUAUUCGCUGCAUCGAGUAACUUCAGCCUGCGCUUGCAAGACACUUUGCUAUGCCCCAGAUUCGUAAAAAAACGUCCAAGCGAGGGACGACGCACCAACGUCAAAAGUUGAAGCAUAAGGUCUCACAGGGCAGAAAGAAAGCUAAGAAAGAGGCUAGGAAAGAACAGGCUGCUGGAAAAACCCACAAGAAAUCCAAAAAAGAUCCUGGAAUCCCGAACAAUUUUCCCUACAAGGAUCAGAUACUCGCGGAAGUUGCAGAGUCACGACGUCAAGCCGCAGAGGAAAAGCAGCGACGUAAAAAUGAAAAGCGUGCCGCUCUUACUGGACUCGACGUCAAAGACGUCGAGGAUUCUCAAAAAAACAUCAUGGAUGUUGACGUCGACGAAAAUCAAAAUGAUGGGCAAGGGUUUGAUGGUAUUAUGUCCAUUCGUCCCGCACCUCUAGUGCCACCCAAAAAGAAGUCCGUAGAACCUUCGAAUUCAGAACCUGUCAUACCGGUUACCGAAGGACCUCAAUCUCUCCGCGAGGUAUUGCAAAAAGCGGACGUUCUCCUGCAUGUAGUGGAUGCACGGGAUCCUGCAGCAGGCCUCAGUGAAACUUUGUUUAAAGAAGCGACAGGCAAAGAUAUCAUACUCAUCGUGAACAAGAUUGAUUCCGUACCACGAGAAUCUCUGGUGUCAUGGCUGUCCCACUUGCGAUCAACGUAUACCACCCUGCCUUUUCGCGUGGCGGAAGCUUUCUUACCAUCCAAACCCAACCCGCCCCCGGCAUCGAAGAAGAUUUCUCUUAAAUUGGACGAUGCGCUUGGCUCAGACGCAGUUUGGCAGCAGCUUAGCAAGCUCAAAGCCAAAAAAUCUGGUGAGGAGUUGGUUGUGGCCCUAACGGGAGUUACCAAUUCUGGCAAAUCAGCGGUCAUCAAUUCUCUUGCACAUGCAAAUCUAUUACCCAUUUACAAUCUCAAUUCUGCGAUCUCUGCAAAAGGCCCUUACACGACCACAUCAGCAAGCGAGCUGGUCUUGGAGUUUCCUGACAAAAAAGGGGGGAAAGUGCGGUUGAUUGAUACUCCAGGAUUGGAAUAUGUCCGUGCAGAGGGUGUAGAAGAGCAGGAGAAGGAAAUGACGAGAGCAAGAGACAUCCUGCUUCGAAGUCGAGGGCGGAUCGAUCGACUCAAAGACCCAUUGUUUGCUGUUGCGCAUAUAGUGUCUCGAGCAGAUAUCCAGGAUUUGAUGCUGGCAUAUAGCUUGCCUGCAUUUUCGAAGGGCGACCUGACCUCAUUCCUUGCUGGAAUGGCACGUGCAAGCGGGCUUAUCAAAAAGCGUGGUGUCCUGGAUCAUGCAGGUGCAGCACGCAUUGUCCUCAGAGAUUGGAGUAUCGGAAAAUUCGCGAGGUAUACCAUGCCAUUAGGGUCAUCGACUACCUCCUCUUCAACAAACGACGAGGGAAUUAUGGCAACGCUGAAGAGCCGGAAAGAACUACGGAAAGCGGAAGAUGUGAAACUUGUACAGUUGCAACCUGGCGAAGCAGAGAAGAGGGAGGUGUUAUUGGAUGAUGUGUGGAUUGUUGACGAAGAAGUCAGCGAGGAUGAGGCCGAUGAUGAGGAUGCCGGAGAUGAAGAGGCAAGCGGAGAUGAGGACGGUGAUGAAGACGAAGCCGAUCAAGGCAGCGAUCCCGAGAGUGGUGAGGAAGAGGUUGAUGAAGAGGAGGUGCCUGAACUGUUGCCCCCGCCUAAACGAAAGCGAACGGUAUCCUUUGCUGUUGUUUCAGCUGGAGGGAAGCGGCAGCGAAGGACCGGCCGUAGCUGAAGUCACCGGUGACUUACUGUAUACAUGACGUACAAGACAUGCUGUGUCGAAGAGCGUGGGUUUUGAUUCUGACUUGUUUUGCACGCUCC
Molecule: messenger RNA, 1949 nt
Organism: Suillus subaureus
Lineage: Eukaryota; Fungi; Basidiomycota; Agaricomycetes; Boletales; Suillaceae
Product: P-loop containing nucleoside triphosphate hydrolase protein
Exons: 8
Coding region: 109-1860 (583 amino acids)
Cellular component (GO): nucleolus
Molecular function (GO): GTP binding
Source: RefSeq, a predicted model, not a curated record